AUGCCAAAUUCAUUACAGCUCGAUAACAUUACAAGUGCUGUAUCAACCACUGUAUCAGCUACUGCCUCAAUGCUUUUUUCUCCACUAGCAACUCGUGCUGUAAAAGGGGAUACUGCUUCUAUUUUGUCAGAAUUAGCACCCCAACUAAUGGAUCAACGACGCAUUUUACAAUAUGCCAAUGGAAGUGCACGCCAAACAGGCGAAAGCACAAAUAGUCGAUUCAUUACAUUGGAUGAGAUUUCUUUAAAAAGCAAAUUUGGUUUAAAUUCAACUUCAUCGGAAGUUUCAUUAGAUGUUGAAAUACCAGAAUCUAAAGCUCCAUUAUCUUUAUUUCAAGGCUAUAAGAUGACUUGUUCAGAACUUGAGAUAAGUGUAAGAAAAAAAGGAAAAUUAUCCAAGAAAAGGGCUAAAGGUUAUUUAACUGAUGGAUUUGCGUCUCCUGAUGUUCUAUCUGAUAAUGAUUAUGAUUAUAAGCCAUUGAACAAGCUCAUUGCAGAUCGUGAUAGAGUAGUCAAAGAAACCGAUCAGUUAGCAAUACAAGGGUCAAGAGCUAUAGCAGAAAUUAAAAAAAUAGAAGAACAAAUAAUUGAAUUGUCAUUGAAAAAACAAAAUUUAGGGAAUGAUUUAAUCAAGUACAAUGAAAGACAAAUCGAAUUAUCUGAUCAACUGGAGGAAUUAAAUGAAAGCAUUAAAAGCAUUUCAAAUUAUAAUCAUAUUGAAAAAGGGUCAUACAAAAUUAAAGGAAAGAAUGCAUCGAAACAUAAAUAUGAACCAGGAACAUGUAUAAAGACCUUAGAAGGUCACGAUGAUAUGAUUAUUUGUCUUGAUUUUGACAAAUAUGACGGAUUACUGGUUACAUCUUCGUUGGAUAAUACAUUGCGAAUAUGGGAUUUGUCUAGUAAAACUUGUUUAGGUUUAUUGAAUAAUCAUCAUGAUAUUGUUACUUGUUUACAAAUAAAUGAUAAUUAUCUCAUUACAGGAUCAAGAGAUAAAACGAUAUGUUAUUGGGAUAUAUCUAAAGCAAAACUAAAUACCAAUUCAUCAGAUAACAUAAAUGUUAAUUCUGUCUCAUCGAUAACAUCACCAUUAACAUCAUCCACUAACAUCACCACUAAUGCAAUAAACCAGUUUAGCGAAUUAUCAAAUAUAGGUGGAGAUUGUUUUAUUGAAAGAUUAGAAGGACACCAUGAUAAAAUUACAUGUCUUUAUUCUGAAGGAAAUUGUUUGGUAACAGGUUCUUCUGAUAAAACUAUGAAACAAUGGGACUUGGAAACAGGAAAAUGUAUUUUAACAAUGGAUGUUUUAUGGGCAAUGUCUAAUUUUAAUGUUGAGCGCAGAAAUUACGAAUUCUUUUUGGAUGAUUAUAGCUUUGGAUCUGGCGAGUUUGUUGGCGCUUUACAGUUUAAAGACACAUGGGAUUUACGCACGGGAUCUAUAAUUGAAUCAUACUCAUAUGAACAUAGUGUUACAAGUUUAAAAUUUGAUUCUCAAAGAAUUUUUAAUGCUGCUGGAAGCAAUGAUAUUAAGAUUUAUAACCGUAAAUCGUUUCAACACUCAAGUUUUGAUGGUCAUUCUUCACCAGUACACUGUUUAAAAUUUAAAGAUACAAUACUAUUAUCAGGAGGAAAAGAUAAUCUCGUAAAAAUAUGGGCUUUGUAA
Entrophospora candida is the source of this 1659-nucleotide messenger RNA. NCBI's taxonomy places the organism in Eukaryota, Fungi, Glomeromycota, Glomeromycetes, Entrophosporales, Entrophosporaceae. The record is from the annotation of a GenBank genome assembly.